Messenger RNA from Mesocestoides corti, 312 nucleotides. Lineage: Eukaryota; Metazoa; Platyhelminthes; Cestoda; Cyclophyllidea; Mesocestoididae. The record is from the annotation of a GenBank genome assembly.
AUGCUCCUUGCGUUGCUAAAUACGUUUCUCGAACUCCCGUUACUACUAAUUUCAGCCUCAUGUGCUGCUGUGGUAGUUGAUGUAGUUGUUGGUGGUGCUGUGGUUGUUGCUGUUUGUGAUGCUGCGGUUGUUGUUGUUGAUGGAGCUGCUGUAGUUGUUGUUGAUGUUGUUGUUGGUGUUGAUGGCGUUGUUGAGGUUGUCGUUGUUGGUGCUGCCGUGGUUGUUAAUGUUGAUGUUGUGGUUGUUGUUGUUGGUGUUGCCGUGGAUAUUGUUCCUGCUGAUGAUGUGUGCAGUCAUAUUUGGCAAUUCUAA